This is a messenger RNA of Emys orbicularis (European pond turtle), 330 nucleotides long. Its product is annotated as cytochrome c, testis-specific. Gene Ontology annotation, biological process: mitochondrial electron transport, ubiquinol to cytochrome c; mitochondrial electron transport, cytochrome c to oxygen. Lineage: Eukaryota; Metazoa; Chordata; Testudines; Emydidae. The coding region runs from base 13 to 330 and encodes 105 amino acids. Gene Ontology annotation, molecular function: heme binding; electron transfer activity. The record is from RefSeq and is a predicted model, not a curated record. Gene Ontology annotation, cellular component: mitochondrial intermembrane space. The transcript is spliced from 2 exons.
UCAUAGACCAAAAUGGGUGAUGCUGAAAAAGGCAAGAAGCUCUUUGUUCAGAAAUGCUCUCAGUGCCACACAGUUGAAAAAGGGGGGCCGCACAAGACUGGCCCGAAUCUUUGGGGUCUGUUUGGUCGCAAAACAGGACAAGCUGCAGGAUUCUCUUACUCAGAUUCAAACAAGAACAAAGGUGUUGUGUGGAAUGAAAAUACACUGAUGGAGUAUUUGGAGAACCCUAAGAAAUAUAUUCCUGGAACUAAAAUGAUUUUUGCUGGCAUUAAAAAGAAGAAUGAGAGAGCAGAUGUUAUUGCAUACUUGAAAAAGGCAACCUCUUCAUGA